Molecule: messenger RNA, 1353 nt
Organism: Meloidogyne enterolobii
Lineage: Eukaryota; Metazoa; Nematoda; Chromadorea; Rhabditida; Meloidogynidae
Source: the annotation of a GenBank genome assembly
AUGCCAGAAAAAUGUUUUUUACGUUGGAGGCAUAAAUAUGGAAAUAUAUUUACAAUUUGGUUAGGGGAACAACCAACUGUUUGUGUAGCUGAAUAUAAUAAAAUAAUAGAAACAUUUCAAAAAGAUGGAGAAACAUAUUCUGGACGUUUUAGAUUUGAGGACUUUAAUAAACUUGUUAAAGGAAUAAGUUGUGGUUUAGUAAUGACUGAUGGAGAACUUUGGCGAGGGCAGAGACGUUUUGCUUUGCAAAUAUUUAGAGAUUUUGGACUUGGAAAGAAUUUAAUGCAAGAUAAAAUUUUGAGUGAAUUAGAAUUAUUAUUUGGGAGAAUAGAAGAAGAAAUAAAACAAGAAAAUGAUGUUGAUUUUGGUGAAAAUAUUGAUAUAAGUGUUGGUUCUAUUAUUAACAAUUUUCUUUUUGGAUAUAGAUUUGAUAAUGAGAGGCUAGGAGAAUUUCGUCAACUUAAAAAAUUGAUGGAUAGCACGCUAGAUAUACAAUUUCAUCCAAUUAUUGUUUUAAUACAAUCAUGGCCAUCCCUACGACAUUUACCUUUUUUUAAUUCGUAUUUUAAAUAUUUCAAAGAAAUAAAUAAUCAAUUUUUUGAUUUUCACGAAAAACAAAUUAACGAACAUUUAAAUUCAAUUAUUUCACCGCCAACAGAUUUCGUAGAAGCUUUUUUGUUAGAAAAACAGCAGAGAGAUUCAAUUGGAGCGCCUCAUUAUUUUACAAUUGAGCAAUUGGUAGCCGUUGUUGGCGAUCUUUGGUUUGCCGGUCAGGAAACAACGAGUACCACAUUAAAUUGGGGAAUUGCUUUUUUAAUUAAUUAUCCAAAUGUUCAAAACAAAGUACAGGCAGAAUUAGACUCAAUUAUUGGAGAUUUUGAUAGAAUUAUUACAACGGCAGAUAGGCCAUCAUUGCCAUAUUUAAAUGCUUUAAUUAAUGAAGUCCAACGAAUGUCAAAUUUACUUCCUUUAAAUUUACCCCACACAUUGACCAAGGAUGUUAAAAUUGAUGGAUAUUAUUUUCCAAAAGAUACAAUCAUUAUUCCACAAAUUUCAGCUAUUUUGGCAGAUGGGGAAAUUUUUGAAAAGCCUGAAGAAUUUAAUCCGGAACGUUUUUUAGAUGAAAAUGGAAAAUUAAAAAAAGUUGAUGAAUUAAUUCCCUUUUCGAUUGGAAAAAGGCAAUGUUUGGGAGAAUCACUUGCAAGAAUGGAAUUGUUCUUAUUUUUAGGAAAUUUAUUAAAUAAAUAUAAAUUUAUGCCUGGAAAUGAUGGAAUUCCUUCAUUAAAGCGCAUUAAUGGGGGAACAGCUAGAUGUAUUAAAUAUAAAUGCCGGAUUAUAAAACGAGAAUAAUAU